UCUGUGCGAUCAGUAAAGUAUAAAAGGCUACGCUUGCGCCUCCUUCCGCCCUCCUCCAGAGAAAGUCAAAUCUAAACCCACUGGCCAUUUAUUUUAAACACUAACAAGAUAAAGAGAAGAAGAGAGAGAAUCUAAUAUUAAUAAUGCAUUAAGAGAAAAAUAAUAGCAAUAGAAGUUAGAAAAUGGAAAGAGAUGGGUAAGUGUAAGUAACAUUGAAUAACAGAAUAGAAAUACUAGUAUUCAUUCAUCAGCGUCAUCAUCAUUAUCAGCUGUGCGGCAUUCAUGUCGACCUGGUCAGACUCGGACGCAUACCAAACACCAACUCACCCUUACCCAAACCCAAACCCAAGGUCUUCGUAUUACGCUUUCCCUUUCCCUUUCCCUUUCCCUAUCUAUUUUUUUUUUUCCUUUUUCUAAUUCGGCCCAGCAUAACAGAACAGAAGAGAGCAGAACAGGAGAUAUCAGGGGGAGCGUUGGGAUAAUUAAAAGAAUUCCAGGCGGUCUGUGUUUUUAUAAUAGAUGUUUCACAACUCUGCUGAGUUUUGCAUUCUGAGGAUGUCUGCGUCAAGGGCUUGGACAGUAGGAGCUGUCUUUCUUAUGUGGCUGUUUGGGUCUUCAUUACUUAUUGGAGCACAAGAUGGCAUUACGGACCCAAUCGAAGUCCAGGCAUUACGAGACAUCAAGAGCACUUUGAUUGAUACCAACAAGAAUUUGAGUAAUUGGAAUCGAGGAGACCCGUGCACAUCCAAUUGGACAGGAGUUUUGUGCUUCAAUACAUCUCUGGAUGAUGGCUACCGACAUGUUAGGGAACUGCAACUAUUGAAUAUGAAUCUUACAGGGAGUUUAUCACCUGAGCUUCGCCGCUUAUCUCGUCUAGAAAUAUUGGAUUUUAUGUGGAAUGGCUUAAGUGGAAGUAUACCAAAGGAGAUUGGCAAUAUUACAUCCUUGAAACUCUUGCUCCUAAAUGGAAACCACUUGACAGGUCCUUUGCCUGAAGAACUUGGUUAUCUUCCAAAUCUGGACAGAAUACAAAUUGACCAGAACAACAUAUCUGGACCAAUACCCACAUCAUUUGCAAAUUUAAAUAAAACAAAGCAUUUUCACAUGAACAACAAUUCAAUUAGCGGACAAAUUCCUCCUGAACUCGCCAGGUUACCAUAUCUUGUUCACUUCCUUCUGGACAAUAACAAUUUAUCAGGGUAUCUUCCACCAGAGUUAUCCAAAAUGCCGAAUUUAACUAUCCUUCAACUUGAUAACAACAACUUUAAUGGGACUACAAUUCCAGAUUCUUAUGGCAACAUGUCUAAAUUGUUGAAAUUGAGCCUCAGGAGCUGUAGUUUGCAAGGACCAAUCCCUGAUCUAAGCAGGAUGCCCAUACUUGCUUAUUUAGACCUUAGUUCAAAUCGGCUAAAUGGUACCAUACCUACAAAUCAGCUUUCUCAGAAUAUGACAACCAUUGAUUUAUCCAAUAAUGAACUCACUGGAAGCAUUCCUGCCAACUUUUCCAGCCUACCUAAUCUUCAGAAGCUGUUACUUGCCAAUAAUUCAUUGAAUGGUUCUGUUCUGUCCUCCCUUUGGCAGAACAAGACUUUGAAUGCAACAGAGAGUCUUACCCUGGAUUUGGAGAACAAUAGGCUUACUAACAUUUCGGACAGCAUUAACCUCCCUCCAAAUGUCACUCUCUGGCUCAAAGGGAACCCUGUGUGCAUAAAUGACAAUAUAAAUUUACGCCAGCAGUGUGCAUCUCGAAGUGAUAAUGUAACUGGAAGUCAGUCUACAACAAACUCCACUGCUGUCUGUCAGCCUCAAUCAUGCCCGUACCCUUAUGAAUAUUCCCCUACAUCUAAUUUAUCUUGCUUUUGUGCUGCACCUCUUCUUAUUGGAUAUCGGUUGAAGAGUCCUGGCUUUUCAGAUUUUCCUCCAUAUACGAUUAGAUUUGAGGACUACCUUACCUCUGGUCUUGACUUGGAUUUUCAACAACUAUAUAUAGAUUCGUUUGCAUGGGAAGAAGGACCUCGACUGAAAAUGUAUUUGAAGCUCUAUCCUGUUUAUAAUGCCACAAGUAACAGUCGUAAUAUGUUUAAUAUGAGUGAGGUUCAACGCAUCAGGAGGAUGUUCACAGGAUGGCUUAUUCCUGAUAGUGACAUAUUUGGACCAUAUGAACUUCUCAACUUCAAUUUACUGGACAUCUAUAAUGAAGGGACAGUCACCACUUCAUCAGGUGGUAUAAGCACGGGUGCACUGAUUGGCAUUGUACUGGGGGGCAUUGCUGUUGCUGUUACAUUAUCUGCAGUUGUCACACUCUUAAUCUUGAGAGUGCGUCUGAGGAACUACCAUGCAAUUUCAAAACGAAGGCAUACUUCUAAGGCCUCAAUUAAGAUAGAUGGUGUCAAGAGUUUUACUUACACGGAAUUGGCCAUGGCAACAAACAAUUUUAACAUCUCCACUCAAGUUGGCCAAGGUGGGUAUGGAAAGGUUUAUAGAGGCAUUUUGGCUGAUGGCAUGGUAGUAGCCAUAAAACGUGCACAAGAAGGAUCAUUACAGGGUGAGAGGGAGUUCCUUACUGAAAUUCAAUUAUUGUCAAGAUUACAUCAUCGAAAUCUUGUGUCUUUGAUUGGAUAUUGUGAUGAAGAAGGCGAGCAGAUGUUGGUAUACGAGUUUAUGUCAAAUGGCACUCUGAGGGAUCAUCUUUCUGCUAAGUCUAAAGAAACUCUGAGUUUUGCAAUGAGAUUAAGACUUGCCUUUGGUUCGGCCAAGGGAAUCCUCUACCUACACACAGAAGCUGAUCCUCCAAUAUUCCAUCGAGAUAUCAAGGCCAGCAACAUACUAUUGGAUUCGAAGUUCACUGCAAAGGUUGCUGAUUUUGGACUAUCAAGACUUGCUCCAGUUCCAGAUGUAGAAGGGGCAGCCCCUGCUCAUGUAUCUACAGUUGUAAAGGGGACUCCGGGUUACCUGGACCCGGAGUAUUUCCUAACACAUAAGUUGACAGACAAGAGUGAUGUAUAUAGCCUAGGUGUUGUAUUUCUAGAGCUAUUGACUGGGAUGCAUCCAAUCUCACAUGGCAAAAACAUUGUUCGAGAGGUUAAUCUUGCAUAUCAAUCUGGUAUGAUCUUCUCGGUGAUUGAUGGAAGAAUGGGUUCUUAUCCAUCUGAGUGUGUGGAGAAGUUUGUGGCUUUGGCCCUCAAAAGUUGCCAAGAUGAGACAGAUUCUAGACCUUCAAUGGCAGAUGUGGUUCGUGAACUUGAAAACAUAUGCCUGAUGAUGCCAGAGUCUGACAUGGGAGUCUCAGAAUCCAUUGACACUGUAGCUGGAAAGAUGGCUCCAGUCACUCCAUCAAGUUCUGUGGUGAAGAAUCCCUACGUGUCAUCAGAUGUUUCUGGUAGUGACCUUGUUAGCGGAGUGGUUCCCACCAUUACACCCAGAUGAAUGAAGGUGGAAGCUAUUUUCUUGGUGAAUGUUGGACCAUAAUUUCUACUUUCUUGGUUGUUUUGUCUUGUCUUUUCAUAUCAUGUGUAGAACACAGAAAUGGUUAGAUAAGCCCUUACUCGUUUGCUAGCUUCUAACAUAUAGUAAGGGUCUGCUCUGCUUCUCCAUUUCGUAUUUGAUUUUAAGGAGGUUAGUUAAUAAUAUUUUGAAUUUUAUUUUAUAUAUAUCUUAAUGUAUAUUAUUAAUACAAACAAGAAAAACUAUCCGGUUACGUCCGG
Durio zibethinus is the source of this 3704-nucleotide messenger RNA. RefSeq names its product putative LRR receptor-like serine/threonine-protein kinase At1g06840. Gene Ontology annotation, molecular function: ATP binding; protein kinase activity; protein binding. NCBI's taxonomy places the organism in Eukaryota, Viridiplantae, Streptophyta, Magnoliopsida, Malvales, Malvaceae. Gene Ontology annotation, biological process: protein phosphorylation. The record is from RefSeq and is a predicted model, not a curated record.